Molecule: messenger RNA, 1239 nt
Organism: Cyprinodon variegatus (sheepshead minnow)
Lineage: Eukaryota; Metazoa; Chordata; Actinopteri; Cyprinodontiformes; Cyprinodontidae
Gene: pnocb
Product: prepronociceptin
Exons: 3
Coding region: 207-983 (258 amino acids)
Biological process (GO): sensory perception; neuropeptide signaling pathway; chemical synaptic transmission
Cellular component (GO): neuronal cell body; plasma membrane; axon terminus
Molecular function (GO): opioid receptor binding
Source: RefSeq, a predicted model, not a curated record
CUGAGCCUAAGGAUACAAGCUGAGCCACCAAACUCUCCCAGCGCCUGCAGAAGGGAGGACACACACAUUUCUUUACGUCAUCCUCACAGGCUGGAGCCAGAUCCCACAGGCAUUACCUCCCAGAUUCUGGAACUGCUGACUCCUGCUUUAAAACUCGGCUCCCUGCUGGGCUCUUGUCCGUCCCUGCCUGCCUGGCUGUGCUGAGCAUGAAGAUCCCCGUGUGGUGCCUGGUGGUUCUGCUGGGAUGCCUCUUCGCCCCUGCACGCUGUGACUGCCAGGGGGAAUGUGUGGCCUGUGGGCUGCUGUUACAGAAGCAGCAGCUGGAGGAAGCCUUCGAUACCAUAGUGUGUCUGCUGGAGUGUGAGGGUCACGUCUCCACUUCACUAACAUGGGAAGUGUGCAAACGUGCUGUAAAGCUGUCCCACCAUCCUACGCUGGCUGAGGGGGGCACCCUGUUCAAGAGAGGAGGACAGCAGCUGGACCUGGCCCCUCUGGACCUGAAUGCUGGCACUGAGGUGCUGCAGUCUGCAGCUGCUGAGCAGCUCCAGGAGGAAGAUCAGGAUGAGACACCCUGGGAUCAGCGCAGCGUCCAGUAUGACUCAUCACUGCUGGGGUCCUCAGAGGAGGGGGAGAGCCUGCAGGGGCUCAGCCUGACAGAUGAAGAGGUGAACCAGAGGGAGGAGAGGGGCUCUGAGAGCGACGGUCAGCUAGGAGGGGAGCAGGAUGACAGCUCUGAGGGGGUCACCUUAUCCAAGCGCUUUGGUGGCUUCCAGAGGGGGCGCCACGGAUACAGGAAGCUGAUUGGCUCCCCCAUGAGAGCCCUACAAAAGCGCUACGGCGGCUUCAUCGGCGUCCGGAAAUCUGCCCGCAAAUGGAACAGUCAGAAGCGGGUGAACCAGCUGCUCAGGCAGUACCUGGGCAUGAGGAGCAACCGCAGCGGCCGGCUCCCCAUGAACCGGGUCUGGAGGCAAAACAGACUGUGAAGCGUUUCUGUUGCCCCGGUUACCUCAGCACACCCACCUUUCAGUUCUCAGCAGGUCCCUGGGUUUGAACUGUGACGUCAGCAUCGUGGUCAGAACCACAGACUCUCAUCCCUCCACGCGCCUCUCUUUGUGUCCCUAAGUAACAGCGAAUGUUUUGAUGUCCCUCCUAUUUAACACAUCUACAUGCCAUUCUGUGAAAUAAAAGAAUUAGAGAAGUGCAAUUGAAUAUAUUUUUGUGUGUCGAUAUAAUAAAAUG